This is a messenger RNA of Asparagus officinalis (garden asparagus), 986 nucleotides long. RefSeq names its product rhodanese-like domain-containing protein 10. Gene Ontology annotation, cellular component: chloroplast. NCBI's taxonomy places the organism in Eukaryota, Viridiplantae, Streptophyta, Magnoliopsida, Asparagales, Asparagaceae. The record is from RefSeq and is a predicted model, not a curated record.
CAAUCCAAAAUAUCUCUACCGUCUCCGCACUCCUUAAACCACAUCAACAUAUCAAAACUCGCAGCAAACCCAUGAACAAGCAAGAACAAGAAUGAGGACUGGAACGAAUCACUUGUCCCUGUCCCUACCCCCAUCCUUAACCCCACCAAGAACAACACCCAGAAUCCUAUCCCAACAGCGAAGCCCGGACCUUUUCCGCUCCGGCGCCGUGCGGGCGAUUCCAGCGAAAGACGCGGCGGCGGCGAUAAAAGACGAGGGGUUCCGGCUGCUUGACAUAAGGCCGGCGUGGGAGAGGGAGAAGGCGAGGGUGAAGGGCUCACUCCACGUGCCUCUCUUUGUGGAGGACACUGGCGUGGGGCCCAUCCCCCUGGUGAAGAAGUGGGUGCAUUUUGGGUACAUUGCCUGGACGGGGCGGGCCUGACGGAGAUUUAGAAGGUUCGUGAAGGAGGUGGAGGGGGUUGUGAGUGAUAGGGAGGAGAAGUUGCUUGUGGUUGAGGGUCUCAGGUCACUGAUCGCUGUAAAAAAAUUGCACAAGGAAGGGUACAAGAAUUUAGGGUGGCUGGCCGGAGGUUUCAACAAAGCCAGCGACGCUGACUUCCCCGAUGUUGAGGGGACCACCAAGUUGCAGUACGCCACCAUUGGCGGAGCUUCCUACUUCUUUCUCCAAAUCCUUUUGUUGCUGAGAGUAGUUGGCAAUGACGACAAAUGAUGAGGGCUUGAGCUCUCUAUUUGGUUUGGAUUUUUGUUAUUUGAGUUCUACUAAUCUGCCUUGGAGUAUGAUUGGCUUUGCAUUGUUUGCUCGAUCAUGUGUGGAGGUUGCAAUAUUCAAAUUGUUUUUAUUUUUAUUCUCAAGGACUGUUUGAUUCGCUGAAAGUGUAAUUGCGAUGUAAGUGUCAGUUUCGUGCAAUUACAGUUGCAGUUUUUUUGGUUCUCUUUUUUUCUUUCAAUUUGUAGUUGCAAAUGUAGAUUUCUAUUUUAGAGCAUCA